Molecule: messenger RNA, 2123 nt
Organism: Malus domestica (apple)
Lineage: Eukaryota; Viridiplantae; Streptophyta; Magnoliopsida; Rosales; Rosaceae
Product: pyruvate kinase isozyme G, chloroplastic
Biological process (GO): glycolytic process
Cellular component (GO): cytoplasm; chloroplast stroma
Molecular function (GO): pyruvate kinase activity; potassium ion binding; magnesium ion binding
Source: RefSeq, a predicted model, not a curated record
UCAGUCCCAACUGUCCGAAUCCUGGACUGACCUCUUCCUUUUCGUUUGCUCCAAGCCUCCAACGAGACACUCUCUCGUCCUCCUGUUUCCCUCUCCUCUUUCACCACAAAAAUCUCUCUCUCUCACUUCAUUCCUAUCAUCUCAUAAAACAUCUCUCUCUCCCUCUCUCUCUCCCUCUCUCUCUCCCCAAGCUUUUCUUCAAUGGCGACUAUUAAUGUUCCGGCGAGAAUGUAUGUCUUGAAACCUGGCAAGACUAAGGCCGCUGAUCGAUUAGCUUCCUCCAAGUGCCUGACUGGUUCCGUUGGGUUCGACUGCCGACCCAGAAGAAAAUAUGCCCACAACCAUAACCACAAGAACCACAAGCAAUUUUGUACUGUUAAAUCAAUUGGGAUCACCCAGGACAGCAGCAGAGGCCAUGUCAACGGUCCUCUUGGUGGCGUUGGGAAUCUGGACUCAACUUUUGAACUUCAGUCUGAUGAGUAUGUUGUGGGCCAGCCGAAGGUAUUUUCCGAUGGUCAAAGAAAAACUAAGAUAGUAUGUACGAUUGGUCCUUCGACAAGCUCACGUGAAAUGAUAUGGAAACUGGCAGAAACUGGAAUGAACGUCGCACGUUUGAAUAUGUCACAUGGAGACCAUGCAUCUCAUCAGAAAACCAUUGAUAUUGUCAAAGAAUACAAUUCUCAAUUUGAAGACAAGGUUGUAGCAAUAAUGCUGGACACCAAGGGUCCUGAGGUUAGGAGUGGAGAUGUACCACAGCCGAUUCUACUUAAAGAAGGACAAGAGUUUAACUUCACAAUUAAAAGGGGAGUUAGCACUGCAGACACUGUUAGCGUAAACUAUGACGACUUUGUUAACGACGUGGAGGUUGGUGACAUUAUUCUAGUUGAUGGUGGAAUGAUGUCUUUAGCUGUAAAGUCAAAGACAAAAGAUGUGGUUAAAUGUGUGGUAGUUGAUGGUGGAGAACUAAAAUCAAGGCGCCAUCUAAACGUGCGUGGAAAAAGUGCAACUCUGCCUUCAAUAACAGAAAAGGACUGGGAAGAUAUCAAGUUUGGAGUGGACAAUGGAGUUGAUUUCUAUGCUGUAUCAUUUGUAAAAAAUGCUGCAGUGGUACACGAGUUGAAAGAUUAUCUCAAAGGUUGCAAUGCAGAUAUUCAUGUUAUUGUAAAAAUAGAAAGCGCGGACUCUAUACCAAAUCUUCAUUCAAUAAUUUCUGCAUCUGAUGGGGCGAUGAUUGCUCGUGGAGACCUUGGAGCUGAGCUGCCAAUUGAGGAAGUUCCUCUGUUGCAGGAGGACAUCAUUAGAAGGUGUCGCAAUGUGCAGAAACCAGUGAUUGUAGCAACAAACAUGCUGGAGAGCAUGAUUGAUCAUCCUACGCCGACCAGGGCAGAAGUCUCUGACAUUGCAAUUGCAGUCAGAGCAGGUGCUGAUGCAAUCAUGCUUUCUGGAGAAACUGCCCAUGGAAAGUAUCCAUUGAAGGCUGUCAAAGUUAUGCAUACUGUAGCAUUAAGGACUGAGUCAAGCCUACCAGUUAGCACUAUUCCUCCAAUACAACUGAGGACCUUUAAGAAACAUAUGGGGGAAAUGUUUGCUUUCCAUUCCACAACUAUAGCAAACAGUCUCAAUACACCCAUCAUUGUUUUCACAAGGACAGGUUCCAUGGCUGUGCUUUUAAGCCAUUAUCGUCCUUGCUCAACGAUCUUUGCCUUCACAAACGAAGAGAGAAUUAAGCAGAGAUUGGUUCUUUAUCACGGUGUCCGCCCCAUAUAUAUGCAGUUCUCAAAUGAUGCGGAGGAGACUUUCUCAAGAGCAAUAAAGCUGCUAGUGGCAAAGGAUCUUUCGAAAGAGGGACAGUUUGUAACUCUCGUCCAAAGCGGUGCACAACCAAUCUGGCGUAAAGAGUCUUCUCACCAUAUCCAAGUUCGUAAAGUUGAAGGUUGAUUUCGAACCUGUGAGGAAUUUUCUUUUUAUAGCUGCUAGUAUUUGAAUUGAAGUUUCAGUUCAACUAGUUGAUAAAUCUUGUGAAGUAUCGUUCAGAGAAUGGCUGAAGAAAGACUAUCAACUUCGUGUCCUGUAAAUUUUGGAAUGAAUCUCUAUAUAUGGAAGAGCUAUAUCAUUAUGUAUGA